Messenger RNA from Liolophura sinensis, 511 nucleotides. RefSeq names its product small ribosomal subunit protein eS24-like. The transcript is spliced from 5 exons. Bases 36 to 431 code for a protein of 131 amino acids. Gene Ontology annotation, cellular component: ribosome. NCBI's taxonomy places the organism in Eukaryota, Metazoa, Mollusca, Polyplacophora, Chitonida, Chitonidae. The record is from RefSeq and is a predicted model, not a curated record. Gene Ontology annotation, molecular function: structural constituent of ribosome. Gene Ontology annotation, biological process: translation.
UGCUUCCUUUUCCGGUCGACGAAAACGUCGUCAACAUGAGUGAAGGAGCGGCCACAAUCCGUACCAGAAAGUUCAUGACCAACCGCCUGCUGUCACGGAGACAGAUGGUGGUUGAUGUCUUACACCCUGGUCGUGCUACACUUCCCAAAACAGAAGUUCGUGAGAAGCUUGCUCGCUUGUACAAAACCACACCUGACCUCAUCUUCUGCUUUGGGUUCAGGACACAAUUUGGUGGUGGAAAGACAACAGGCUUUGGGUUAAUUUAUGACAACUUGGACUAUGCCAAGAAGUUUGAACCCAAAUACAGAUUAGGCAGACACGGUUUAUACGAGAGACAAAGAACUGCCAGAAAGCAGAGGAAGGAACGUAAAAACCGACAGAAGAAAGUUCGGGGAACAGCAAAGGCUAAAGUGGGAGCAGGCAAAAAGUGAUCUUGGAAGAUGGAGUUUGCAGCAACACUAUCUACUUGUACUGUAUUUCUGUGGAAAUAAAGCAGGAAAUGUGCUGUGGA